AUGAAGAUCGCAGGGGUUGGUUAAACAUAUCAUUAUGUACGGCGCAAACUCAGGGGAUGGUCCAAUGGCGUUACGUAUGUAAUGAAGGGUUGGUAUAUAAUAGGGGUUGAAGGCGUGGUUAAAUCAUGAUUAGAUAUUGUGAAACACAGUAGCCUGUGUACUACACAGUUGUCAAAACAUCGGGAUAUAUUGUUAGUCUCUUACAUAGGCUUAUAUAUAUCACUGUCACACGGCAGUUUCCUAGAUUUACAAUUAGACUUAAGUCAAGCAGUGUGGACAGUUCCGUAUUAUUGGCAUGCUUACGAUUAACGGGAAAUUUAAUGAAACUUAAUAAUUUCGCGUAAAUUUAUGUAAUUCUUCUAGUCAUUAAACUGCUUUUGUAAAGCGUAAUUAAAUGACAUUUUAAAAUAGGUUCAUUUCGAGUUGUCUUAGGAACACGUAAUAAAAAUUAAAAAAUCCGGGAAAAGUACUGCUAUGUCCAGUUUUGUGCAUGGUCUAGGAGCUGGAAAUGGGGAUCAACCCUUGUGGGAACUACCAGCUGCAACCACCAAUACACCGGCUACGACGUUAGGAACGACGGACAUUGGCGUACCCAGUUAUGGGGAUCUGACCUCUUACUCAUCUCUGUGGGACCAACACCACGGACCCGGAACCGCCCUGGGUUAUCACGGAACACACCCCGAGCUGCUUGGUUUCGCUAGCGAGUUGUGGUCCACAGCGCCCCACAGCAACAACGGCCACACCAGAGCCCAGUGCAUGAUUCAGCAAAGGUUUGGUCCCAGAACAGGAGGCACAGCGCAGAAUGGAAGCGGCAGUCAUAAGAAACCACGACGCCGGGUAGCAACAAUGGCCCAGCGGCGGGCUGCCAAUAUUCGCGAGCGUCGUCGUAUGUUUAAUUUGAACGAAGCGUUUGAUAAACUUCGUCGCAAAGUGCCGACUUUCGCCUACGAAAAACGUUUAUCUCGUAUUGAGACUCUGAGGUUGGCCAUUACGUAUAUAUCCUUUAUGAGCGAAUUACUGACAGGUGGUGGGAAAACUGGGGUUGUAGACGCCGUGCGUGGACCAUCUCCUCUUUUUCCCAUCACAGCUCAACGAGAUUAUAUUCCUUAUUCAUUAGUACAAAACUAAAAUGUGUAUAGUUGUAUUAAUUUGCCAUAAAAGGCGUAUUAAGAGAUAGUAUCAUGUAUGACUGGUAUCUAAGCUGCUGGCUCACAUUCACAAUUCAAAUUUACAGUACAAAACGGAUUAGCUCUUUUUAGAUACCUGUACGAAAUAAAUAAGAAUAUAAUAAUUUAUGUAAAGUUUUGAUAGAUUCGUGUUUAAAAACGACAUACAUAACAUUACUUUUGUGUCAAAACGCCAGGCAUGGUUUUACAAAUCAAACUGCAACAAAAACAUUUUCACAUUUUUCGAUGCUACUACUGUGUUUCUUAAAAUUAAAUAAUCUUGGGCAAGAUCUGUUAUAAGAUUCUUAUAAAUCUGCAGUAAGUUACCUGAAAAGUUCUGCAACAGUCAUACCAUGGCAUAUAUGCCACCUAACAUAAUGGGCCUAAGUGCUUGUAUUCCUAAGAAAUACAAACUUUAAUCAACAACUAUGUAGGAUCAAACAUCUGCAGAAGAGUGAUUGAUCUAACAAACUGAGAAACUUUUCAAGUUAUUAAACAAUAUAUCAGGUAACUAGA
Messenger RNA from Zootermopsis nevadensis, 1682 nucleotides. It is a transcript of the gene Fer3, whose product is annotated as 48 related 3. Gene Ontology annotation, molecular function: protein dimerization activity; DNA-binding transcription factor activity, RNA polymerase II-specific; RNA polymerase II transcription regulatory region sequence-specific DNA binding. NCBI's taxonomy places the organism in Eukaryota, Metazoa, Arthropoda, Insecta, Blattodea, Termopsidae. Gene Ontology annotation, biological process: regulation of transcription by RNA polymerase II; developmental process. The record is from RefSeq and is a predicted model, not a curated record.